Anisakis simplex (herring worm) is the source of this 687-nucleotide messenger RNA. Lineage: Eukaryota; Metazoa; Nematoda; Chromadorea; Rhabditida; Anisakidae. The record is from the annotation of a GenBank genome assembly.
AGCAAACGCAAGGGUGCCAUAUUGGAUUCACGGCAGAUCAGCAAUAAUUGUUUCGCGUUUCUGCUGGCUGGUUACGAGACGACCAGUACAUCUUUAGGAUUUACCGCAUGGCUCCUUGCAAAACAUCAACGCCAGCAAGAAACACUUUUCGAUGAACUCAACGAAAACUUGCGCAAUUUGGAAGGUGAUGAGUUCUACGACACUGUGAUGAGUCUUCCUUAUUUGGAUGCAGUUUUUCACGAAGCUCUACGUAUGUAUCCACCAAUUACAUUCUUUGUGAAUCGAACUUGUACCAAACAAUGUAACGUCGAUGGGAUUAACUUCCGUCCUGGUAUUCAAGUUGCAGUGCCGAUUUGGAAUAUUCAUCGAGAUGCGAAAAAUUGGCCUCAACCUAAUGCCUUCCGACCAGAAAGGUUUUACAAACGAAAGGAUUAUCAUCCAAUGUCAUGGCUACCGUUCGGAAGUGGACCGAGAAACUGUGUCGGUGUACGGUUCGCAGCAAUGGAAUAUAAGCUCACACUCGCGCGCCUGCUUCUUCACUAUCGACUCGUCUUUGGUGCAACUUCAGAGGUUUGUUUGAGAUCGAUGCACAUGAGUCCACAUCAAUCCUCAAAGCACGUGGUGGAUUUAUAUCACAUUUUAUCGACUUUAACUAAGCAUCCGGUACAUAGCAAUAGACGUGAAUAA